AUGGCUGAAGCACAAAUUAGAGCUUUAAAAUGUAAGCGAGGUGCAGCAAAGCGUUCAUUAACUAUGUUCGAAAAUUUCUUAAAACGGUUUAAUCCGGACAAAGACUUUCCAGUCUUAAAUAAAAGAUUCUCUGAAUUAGAGAAACCCCGCGAAAUCUUUCUAGAAUACCAAAAUGAAUUAGAAUUAUUAGAAGGUGGAGAGGACGAAGGAAAACUGGCCGAAGUUCAUCAGCAUAAAGUUCAAUUCGAGGAAGCCUAUUUCGAAUCAUACAAGAUCGCGCAUAAGCAUUUGUUUCCAGGACCUACAAGUUCUGCUCCAACCGCAUCCUCCAUUCCGAAAAUUUCUAUUUUUAAUCCACUAAUUAUAUCUGCUAAUUUAAAUCAAUUGCCAGCAAAUAUCAAUCCUGGUUCGCCGGGUGAUCACGAACAAAUUUCAAUGCAAUCUCAGACGCGUGAAUUAACUUCUCCGGGCAUUCAUGAACAAAUCGCACAUCAAAAUCAAGCGUGUGAAUCCUUUCCUCUGCCCGCUACUGAGCAAAUUUCACAUCACAAUCAAACACGCGAAUCAUCUGCUCCGCAUUCAGACCACUCCGUCAUCGCCACACCAAGUUAUUAUAACCCCAACUACUUCGGUUUGCCUUCUGUGGAAGUGCCUAAAUUCGGUGGGGCCUUCGACGAAUGGAUAGGUUUUCAUGAUUUAUUUGAAUCCUUUAUCCAUGGAGAUAAAAAUAUUCCCCCGAUUCGUAAAUUGUAUCAUUUAAAAAGCUGUUUGGUAGGAGAAGCGGCUAGUGUAAUCUCUUCCAUCGAAGCCUCAGCUCAAAAUUAUGAGCUGGCUUGGAAUUUACUAAAAGAUCGUUAUGAUAACAGUAAGCUAAUGCGGGAAAAAUAUAUUCAAGCAAUACUGGACAUUUCUCAAAUAUCAAAAGAGUUUUCAACGCAAGCUUUCGUGGAUCAUUUACAAAAAAAUUUGCGUGCUCUCAAAACUUUAGGAGAGCCUAUUGAUGGGUGGUACUCCAUUCUGGUGGUUAUUCUUCGUAAUAAAUUAACAAAUUCGCUUCGUGAUCGAUGGGAGGAACAUAGCAAUAGCUAUCCUAAUCCCACCAUCGAUCAAUUCUCAGGCGUAUAG
This is a messenger RNA of Microplitis demolitor, 1125 nucleotides long. RefSeq lists its product as uncharacterized. The transcript has a single exon. Bases 1 to 1125 code for a protein of 374 amino acids. The record is from RefSeq and is a predicted model, not a curated record. NCBI's taxonomy places the organism in Eukaryota, Metazoa, Arthropoda, Insecta, Hymenoptera, Braconidae.